AACUCCAGAUAAAGGGUUCCGCAGUCCCUGCGGGUGUGUGAGGGCACAGCAUUGGUUUCUUUAGCUCUUUAACUUUCUUUUCGCUGUUGGGGUUGCGGGAGGACGGGCAGCGUUACAUAAGGGCGCUGCGCCGCGCCGCCGGGGCCGGCUGAGAGCAAUGGAGCGGGGCGAGCGCCGAGAACGCGGGGCCCGGGGGGAAGCACAGCCCAGGAGAGCCCGGGGCGCGGCGCCGCCUCAGCGCUGGGCGGGAAGCCGCCGCCCCGCUCCCCCCGCGGCUGUGGGCGCCGAUGGAAGCGGCCGUCCGGGCCUCUACCCCGCGGGGAGCGUGCGCCGGCCCAGGUGUGAGCGCUGCCCCCCCCACCGCUCAGAGAAAAUGGAUUCGUCCGAGCGCGCCGCGCUCCACGCCCCCCCCCCGGCCCCCCCCAACCCCUCCUCGCGGAGCGGCGGGGACAUGGAGCGCUGCUGCCCGCCCCUCCGCGGAGCCUCCACCGGGCGGCGGCGACGAGGAGCGCGGCUCCCCUCAGCGCCCGGCCCGCGAUUGGCCCUUUCUCCUCUCCCGUCGAGCUCUGGCACGGCGGCCAAUCAGCGUGCGGCUGGCGGGGGCCGCGGGUGGAGGCGGCGGAGAGCGGCGCUGCCAUUGGCUGCGCGCGGCGCGAGGAGCGGUUUGAAUCGGCGGCGCCGGGAGGGAGCGGUGAUGGCAAAGUACAAACAACGCCGACGAAAGCCGAGAGCCAGAACGAAAGCCGGGCAGGGCAGGAAGGCCGGAGCGGCCGAACCGAGCGGCCCCGCAUUGCAGUCCGCAGGCCUUUCUCCGGACACGUCCCCAGCCCCAGCCCGUCCCUCGCUCUGCUCGUUGCCGUUGCCCGGCGUAGAACGCGUGGUCAAACCUUUUGCAGCGGUAGCGUCGCUGUUGUACUGGUGCCACAGCGCUGUCACGCAGAGCUUUACGGUGGUUAAAGAGAUGAUAUUUCCAUCACAAGUCUACUUAAGAGAGCUAAAUACCUUUAAAGAGCAGCUGGAAAAGUUGGAAAUGGAAUUUUCCAGACUGAAAGGAAUACUCCAGCAUUACUACGCUGCAGUUACCUCAUGGCACAACGGAGCUGGUUUUCUGAACAAUGGCAUUACGACUUUGUCUUCAGAAAGCUCUUGUUGUCAGAGGUGCAGUAAAACAGUUCUGAGUGCUCCUGUAGAAGCACAGCUGGACCCACUGCCUGCUGUUCCCGGGCCUCCUGCAGUGCAGCUGCAGCCUGCCUCCGUGUCCCCUCCACCUCCUCCUCCUCCUCCUCCUCCUCCUCCUCCUCCUCCACCACUGCCGCCACCGAAACUGCCUGCAGCACCUCUCCUCCUCAAACGUGGCAGCGGCUCUAAAGCGCUUCUGGAGCCGUCGGUAAAAAAAGACGCACCGAUGCACAUCACUCUCAAAGAUCUCCUGAAUGUAAAACUGAGAAAGACGGACAGCAGCCUGAGAACAGACAAGGCAGGAUCGCCAGCGAAGACACGCAGGGCAUUAAUUACAGUCUCUGAUUUACAGAGUGUUAAUCUGAGAUCCAAAUCCAAGCCAUCAGCUCACGUUACAAGCUCCUUAAUCAGUACCCCACCUAAAAAUCAGUUAGAUCUUCGAAAACACCUUAAGAAAGUCAAUAUACAAAGAAGUCCUGGUGGCACUCCACUAAAUAAAGAAAACACUGAGUGUGGCACUGGCUUGACACCAAUUAUGACACAGGCACUGCGGCGCAAAUUUCAGAUGGCACAUCCAAAGAGUCCCUCACCGGCCCGGCCCAGCGCUGCCAGCAGCUUUGAUGAGCACAAGUUUCCACAAACAUUUCCAUGGUUAAAAGCGCAUGAGACGAUUGCACUCUGUAUUGCUUUGGGCCCACGUGAGGUCACCCAUGGUGCUAAAGGCUGCGCUGCUUGGAGGCACCCAGCUGAACGCUGCAGGCACAGCGAUGGAGCUCAGCGUGGACACGGCGUGGCCUUUGGACAAGGUCCUGCUUUCCAAGGACUCAGUUUCAGCCGCGCUCAGGCUGCUUUCCCAGAGCUUGGGCUUCCACGGCGCUGUGACUGCUCUGGCGUUUCCCACGGGAGCAUCGCCCCCAGGUUCUGUCCCGAGCUUCACGGGAGCGGGAAGAGAAGAGAAGCGGGGCCGUCCUGGGGCCGGCGCUGCGCUGGGGGCGGUUCUGAGGCGGCUCUCUGCUGGAACGCUGCCUGACACUCCGCUCCGGCGUUGAGACGAGGUCGAUGUUUGUUGUAACCGCCCGUCGCCGUUCGCUGCCGCGGUGCGGGCUCGUUCCGCAAUACACGUGCUACAACCCCGCC
This is a messenger RNA of Numida meleagris (helmeted guineafowl), 2316 nucleotides long. RefSeq names its product proline rich 11 (gene PRR11). The transcript is spliced from 13 exons. Lineage: Eukaryota; Metazoa; Chordata; Aves; Galliformes; Numididae. Bases 158 to 2209 code for a protein of 683 amino acids. The record is from RefSeq and is a predicted model, not a curated record. Gene Ontology annotation, cellular component: cytoplasm; nucleus.